CUGCUGGGCACGUCCACUAUAAAAAUUACAUUUACCAGAUGGAUUGUUUUACAGUCCAUACUCAAACUGCAGAAAUCAUGUCUCAUAGUUGUCGCCUGCUCUCUGGUUUUUUAAUGAGCUGCAUCGGCUGGACUGGUAUUAUAAUAGCGACCUCAACUAACGACUGGGUGGUGACCUGUAAGUACGGCAUGCACACCUGCAGGAAGAUGGAUGAGCUGGAGACCAAGGGCUUGUGGACAGAGUGUGUCAUCUCUACUGCUCUCUAUCACUGCAUUUCACUCAACCAAAUCCUCGAUAUACCAGCUUACAUCCAGACGUCUCGCGCACUGAUGGUCUCCGCCUCUCUGCUCGGACUGCCCGCUCUGGCGCUCGUGCUGUUGGCGAUGCCCUGCGUCAAACUGAGCCAAGAGACCGAAGACACCAAACACAGACGUGCAGUCCUGGGAGGACUACUUAUACUUUUCAUAUCACUGUGUGCUAUGGUGUCGACAGUGUGGUUCCCUAUUGGAGUGCUUCAUGAGGACGGCCUGAUGUCGUUUGGAUUCUCCCUGUAUGCUGGAUGGGUCGGUUCAGCCCUCUGUUUUUUUGGCAGCUCGAUGAUGAUUUGUUGCUCAAGGGGCCCAACUCAGAAUCCUGAAAACCACUACUACUACUCAAAACACGGUGGGGUUGCUAGCUCUGGCCCUCCUAUAAACAGUCAUGCCAAGAGCGCACAUGUGUGAAAGUGGAGAUAAAGACUGGAUAAGACGAGUUUACCUCAAAAAAGCUCACACAUAACUAUGAAAUAUGGGAGGAAUUUGUUUUCUACUGCCAUGGUUUGACUGCAAACAUGUGAUUUGGAGGGAACAGAGAAUUCGGUGGAAACUUGUGCUCGCAGACGUUUGAACAUUUAAAGGCUUUGUUUGAACAGACGUUGAAAUCAAUAAGUUCUCUCUUCCAGUUCCUUAUGUUUUUACAUAGACUAUUCAUACAGUAUUAAUUUUGCUCCUAUUGUAUUUUUCAGUGACAUCAUUUUAAAACAUUCUUUACUUAAUAACUUAAGCUUAUUAGUUCAUGCCGACAGUUAGGAAAGCAUGUUCAGGCAGACAGGAAACCUGUGUGGUAAAAUGACCAGAUGUCAUCUGCACUGUUUUCCUGGAGAGUGUCUCACAGCAUCCUGAACAUGAGAAAUUUGAGAAAAAACUAUAUCUGUAACAGGAAUCCGGGUCAUUUCUCAGGCCUCAAGUGGUCUGUGAUUGAUUUAUUAUGAUGUAUCCGUAUUUUAUCCACUCUUUGGGAGUUAUGUUAUACUAUGUUAUGCAUGUUGAGUGAUAUGUUCAAAAUCGUCAUGCGUUCUCGUGAUUUAACCUGUCUGAAUGAAAACAUGAACCCACAGAUAUUCUUUUUAAAACGCUAAUCAUAAUUGUUUUGGCUGAUGAUGACGACACAAAAAAAGACAUCAUUUGUGCAUGUAAAAUAUAUCAAUUUUAAUAUUUCACUUUAAAUAUAUUUGUAUAUUCUUCUCAAACUUA
Molecule: messenger RNA, 1511 nt
Organism: Pimephales promelas (fathead minnow)
Lineage: Eukaryota; Metazoa; Chordata; Actinopteri; Cypriniformes; Leuciscidae
Source: RefSeq, a predicted model, not a curated record